AUGUUCCCAUGGUUAGCUUAUAGUAAAUGCAAAGAAGGGGCUUAUUGUAAAUAUUGUAUAGUUUUUGCGUUUUCUGGAGGUGGUGUUGGCCAUCAAAAACUUGGAAAACUAGUUAAGUACCCUAUGGUGAAGUAUAAAGAUGCAUUGAAAGAAUUACAAAAUCAUCAAAAUAAUGACUACCAUCGUUUGUCCACACAAAGGGCCAAUGACUUUUUAAUUAAUUUUGAAAAUACAAAUAAUAAGUCAGUAAAUGUGCUUCUAGAUAAACAUAAACAACAAACAAUUGAAUACAACCGUAAGAGAUUGAUGCCAAUAGUUAAAACUAUACUAUUUUGUGCUCGACAUAAUAUUCCAUUACGUGGGCACCGGGAAAUGGGUUCCAUGGCAUCAGGUAAUGUCMGAGACUUUUGUUUAAAUGGUGAGCAAGGAGUGUUUCGUGGUCUUCUUGCUUUUAGAAUUGAAUGUGGUGAUACUGAUUUAUUGAAUCAUUUGGAAACAGCACCUAAAAACUGUACAAUGAUAAGUCCUCAGAUUCAAAAUGAAGUAAUUGAAGCCAUUGGCAGUAUAAAGGGACAGGACCAGUUUGGACCAAUUUUCCUAACACACAACUCGUUUGGACCAAUUUUGAAGACCCGUUUGGACUAA
Molecule: messenger RNA, 645 nt
Organism: Diuraphis noxia (Russian wheat aphid)
Lineage: Eukaryota; Metazoa; Arthropoda; Insecta; Hemiptera; Aphididae
Product: 52 kDa repressor of the inhibitor of the protein kinase-like
Molecular function (GO): protein dimerization activity
Source: RefSeq, a predicted model, not a curated record